Exaiptasia diaphana is the source of this 1805-nucleotide messenger RNA. RefSeq lists its product as uncharacterized. The record is from RefSeq and is a predicted model, not a curated record. Gene Ontology annotation, molecular function: interleukin-17 receptor activity. The transcript is spliced from 11 exons. The coding region runs from base 563 to 1324 and encodes 253 amino acids. NCBI's taxonomy places the organism in Eukaryota, Metazoa, Cnidaria, Anthozoa, Actiniaria, Aiptasiidae.
AAUUAUAAUCUUGAACUUUCAGAACUUAUCWAACUGUAUCGAAAACUGUCUUGAGUCUCAGGGAGCAGAUUUCAGAAAUAUUAGCAAAAAAUGUGGUGCACAUGACAAUAAAGGAGGCGUUCUAUUCGACAGACUUCCAGGAAWCAACACCAACAAGAUAGCUUGUAAUGAUCUGCUUAAAGACUCCUAUGCUACAAAUACCUUCAGUGCUUCCCCYYAGGGUAUUCGUAUUCACUUUUACCGACAGAGGACUGGUAACCAAACCUAUGAUUAUGUUAACAUUACCUGGACACCACUAAACAUCACAGAUAAYUCCAAGAUAUGGACUUACUAUGCUGUAUUGCUGAUAAUAGGGGAAGUGAAAACGUCGAAAAUACCGCCUUGUCAUUUUGCUUUAGUUCCCAAGGAUCAAACAUUCUUGGCGAUCAACCUUUCUUCGAAUUCAUACACAUAUAAAUAUCCUGAGGGCAUUCAGUUUAAUGUUUUCACGUAUCCUUUCAAGCGCAACAACACAGGGGCCAAUUUUGCACAGUAUGGAAGCCCCCCACGUCAACCGUUUCCAAUGGUUCCAUUUUCAUACCCACCAAAACUAGAACAAGAUAUCACCUCGUCGUUAAUGGCCGCCAUAAUUGUCGGUACAUGUGUCGGUAUCGCGUUCUUUAUUGCUGUUGCUGUGGCAUGGAAACUCUAUGGACGUCUUCCAUCGUCAUUCGUCCACAAAAGAUCKAUCUCGCAAAUUGUCGAAGAAGAAUCUCAAGUCUAUCUAUCGUACUACAACGAAAACGAACAGUUUAUCGAGUACAUUAUGGCUAAUGUUGUUAAACCUUUAUUCGACAUGGGUUAUGUUGUUAUGAUGGAUAAAAUGUACCUGAACGACCAAGUAGACGAAGGACCAGCUAGAUGGGCGCAAACUCACAUAGCAAGCUCGUCUAAAGUCAUCGUUGUUUGCUCACCAAGAUACGUAGAGAUCUGUCAAAGAGGACAGGCAGCAGUUGGUGAUAAUCGYUCUAAAACAGAAGAAAGUAGAGUAUGGUUUGAGAUUCAGAUCAUCAGUAAUAUUUACACCAAGAAUAAAAGUGCUUCAAAGAUCAUCUGUCUUUGGAUGAAUAAUGGUCGUCCKCCUAAUGGUCUUCCACCUUGGAUGGGCGUUACCUACACGUGGCCCAAGGACAUCGACGAGAUAGUCAGAAGAUUAAAACGUCCCAACAGAAAAACCUUUACAUCAAUUUCGACGACAGAAAGUAACCUCAGUUACUCGGUGGACAUAAGCGAUGACGAUGUCUUUGACGGAAGAUCAAGUCAUGUGACAAUGAGCGUCUCAUGAGCCAGCGUACAAAGUUUCAGCGGACCUAAAGAACACUGUAUGGCGAAUAUUUAAUUUAUUUAAUGGUGUGCUACAUAUUCUACUUUUUUGUGUCUUGUCUGUUGACAAUUCCUGCUCAUCAAUCACUAUGCUUAUGCGAAUCGAAGACAUAACACCAGCGGUCACCAAUGAGACGAACAACAUGGCCGCCAUGACGUCACACUUCCUCCUUUGAUUGCCUGUGUACAUCCGGUUAAUAAUUGAUGACGGUCUUUACGGUAAACAACGGGUGAAACUCAGUCCUUUGAACAAGACAAUGAUACUUAAAACUGUAGUAUCCCAUCCACCAUUUCGGCUUCGGCUUGAGUUGGCGCCUAUCUUUACCUCUUUUCAGUUAAACUAUGACAACGACUCUUGAACUUGUUGUAAAAUAUGGAUGUAUAAUAAUCAUGUAAUAAUUGCCUUCACUUUAAAUAAAUAAGAACCGUUAAAGUACUCAUUG